AUGGAACUGGAAAGUAAUCGAACCGUGGCCAUCGAACUCCAUAAAAUGAGCAAGGAUGAACUGGCACUAAAAUACGGAGGAGCCCACAGCACAGCAGCCAUAAAACGGCAAGAAGCGGCCAAGGAAAGGGGUAUCAAAGAGGUCGAGGACCCAAGUAACCUUGGGCUACAGCAGUGCUACAACUCUGUCUUCCUCGCUCCCAAUGUAUCAGUUCCUAUUGCAAUAAGUUCAAAGAAUCGUUCAAUAAGGGCUUUGUAG
Molecule: messenger RNA, 258 nt
Organism: Nezara viridula (southern green stink bug)
Lineage: Eukaryota; Metazoa; Arthropoda; Insecta; Hemiptera; Pentatomidae
Source: the annotation of a GenBank genome assembly